Messenger RNA from Pyrus x bretschneideri (Chinese white pear), 2142 nucleotides. Its product is annotated as CBL-interacting serine/threonine-protein kinase 10. Bases 588 to 1958 code for a protein of 456 amino acids. The transcript is spliced from 2 exons. Gene Ontology annotation, molecular function: ATP binding; protein kinase activity. Gene Ontology annotation, biological process: protein phosphorylation; signal transduction. NCBI's taxonomy places the organism in Eukaryota, Viridiplantae, Streptophyta, Magnoliopsida, Rosales, Rosaceae. The record is from RefSeq and is a predicted model, not a curated record.
CAAGGGUUUACGUGAUUAUUUUUCAAGUAAAGUUUGAUUUUAAUAUUUUGAAUUCGAGCACCACAUCAUGCUUUUCUCUCUCUCCUUUUCUUCGUUGUUCCUCUGGUUUUGGGGGAUCUCCAUACCCAGGAGCUUCUCCUUCGUCAACAAAAAGGUUUGGCUUUACAAAUUUGGGCUAAAUUUUGGGUAAUUGUGUGGAAGAUCGUUGCGUUACGGUUUUUUUUUAGCAUAAUUCGUCAUUACAUUGGAAGCAAAAACCCGGGGAAUGCUGAAAGAUGUGCCUUUGCGCGCCGGACUCUGCCUCACAACUCCAUGAGGGUGUGUCUAUAAUCGAACUGCCCUUCUUGAUUCUUGCUGGUGAGGGACCUGUAAAUCAAAGCUGGUUUGCUCUCGGAUUCCUGAAGCAAGUUGGGCCUUCUUUUGUGCACACAGCGCCAGUUGUGUUAAUGCAUGACCAUUGUGAAGGCGGUUGACGGUUGAGCUUCUUGUGGUAUUAUAAACUCCUGCACUGUAUAUUGUGGAUCAUAUAGAUCAUAACCGCAGGAGGAAGUUGUGUACUAUUUAUUGUUUAUUAGGUUUUGAUUGGGAUGGAGAAUAAAUCGCACGUACUGAUGCAAAGAUAUGAGUUAGGGAGAUUGUUGGGUCAAGGGACUUUUGCCAGGGUUCACUAUGCAAGGAGCUUGAUAACGAAUCAGGGUGUGGCCAUUAAGGUUAUUGACAAAGAAAAGAUUAUGAAGGUUGGGUUGAUGGAUCAGAUCAAGCGAGAAAUAUCUGUUAUGAGACUGGUUAGACACCCUAAUAUUAUACACCUCUAUGAAGUCAUGGCAACCAAAACUAAGAUAUACUUUGUCAUUGAAUAUGCUAAAGGCGGUGAGCUAUUUAACAAGGUUGCUAAAGGAAAGCUGAAGGAGGACGUUGCAAGGAAAUAUUUUUUGCAGCUAAUCGAUGCUCUUGAUUUCUGUCAUAGUAGGGGUGUUUAUCAUCGGGAUAUAAAACCAGAGAACUUGUUGCUCGAUGAGAAUGAUAAUUUGAAGAUCUCUGAUUUUGGGUUAAGUGCCCUCGCUGAAAGCAUACGCCAAGAUGGGCUACUCCACACCACCUGUGGUACUCCUGCCUACGUUGCUCCAGAAGUUAUUAACAGGAGAGGCUACGAUGGUGUGAAAGCUGAUAUUUGGUCUUGUGGAGUUGUCUUGUAUGUCUUAUUGGCAGGCUAUCUACCAUUUCAUGAUUCAAAUUUGAUGGAGAUGUACCGGAAGAUUGGGAAAGCAGAAUUUAAAUGCCCAAAUUUUUUCUCACCGGAAGCACGUAGGCUACUGUACAGGAUGUUGGAUCCAAAUCCCAAUUCUAGGAUUUCCAUAGCCAAAGUUAGGGAGAGUUCUUGGUACAGAAAGGGACCAUACUCCAAAAAUAUGAAAUCUGAAAUAGGAAACAAGGCUGUGGCUCGGACGAGUGCAGAAGCUUCUGGUUCCAGUGAGAAUAGUAUGGCUUCUGAGGAAAAGCAAGAACCAGGGAGACCUCCAAACAUGAAUGCUUUUGAUAUUAUCUCCCUUUCUGCCGGGUUUGAUCUGUCUGGCUUGUUUGAAAAAGAUCCUUUUCACAGAGAAGCAAGAUUCACUUCCAGACAACCUGCUACGGUCAUCAUCUCCAAGUUAGAAGAAAUGGCUAAGCAACUGGAGCUGAAAGUGAAGAAGAAGGAUGAUGGAUUGUUGAAAAUUGAUGGAUUAAAGGAAGGUAGAAAGGGGAUUUUGUCCAUAGAUGCAGAGAUAUUUGAAAUCACUCCAACUUUUCAUCUAGUCGAGGUGAAGAAAUCAAGUGGGGAUACAUUGGAAUUCCAGAAGAUGUUGGACGACAUAAGACCUGCUCUUAGAGACAUAGUCUGGGUUUGGCAAGGCGAGGAAGAGCAACAACAGCAAGAAAUCCCGCUGCAGCAACAAGAAGAACAGCAUCCUCCACGAUAGUAACAAGUUGCCGGCAUUCCCAUGGUAUCUUAUUUUUGUUUGUACAUUUUACAGUCUGCUAAGUUUUCAACUUUAUAUUUCUGUCCUUGCAAUUGUCGUGACCGUCUUAAUAAACUUGUUCUUCUUCGUAUAUGUACAUGACCACAAUGAUUAUGAUUGUAUGAAACUCCGAUUGUUGUUUGCG